GUGUCUACGAAUGAAGGGACAGUUUGGAUUCUCAUGUUCUGUUUGAAUGUAAAAACAGAAAAACUUGUUUUCAUGAGCACACAGUAGUUAUAGUUAUAGUUCACCUGUAGCCACAUUCAAUUUAACAGUUGUUUACACAUAUUAAUUACUUAUUAAUCUGGGGUUCAGAAACUUAAGAGAUUCAAAAUGAAAAGUCCAAAACAUGUUGACGACCCAACAGUUUCAACCAAGAAGAUAUAAUCCUUGAUUUAAUAUUUUGAAAUGUUUUUGGAAAAUGUCUCAUAUAACUUGUAUUGUCAUUGUUAGUGCUGCUGCUCUGGAGCAGUCAAAGACAACAGAGGAAGAACAGCUAAUGAAGUAUAAUAUAUAUAAACGUGUAUAUAAACCACUUCAGAUAUUUCUUCACGUCGGUUCAUUCCACUUGUUUUACUUUAUUUACGCCUUUAACAUUCAAACCAGUUGAGACAUUAAAUUACUUUUUAAUGUUUAAGAUAUUUAGAUGUUUCAGUGUCAUGAGAAGAUGAAGUGAACAAAUAGAUGGUUAAUAAUAAAUGAUCAUAUAAGGAGACUGAGGCUCGUUUUCUUUUCUUUGAAAUAGUUUAGAAUUAAGAUUAAUACCUUUUGAAGGACGGUUUUCAAUAGUCAGUAAUAGAAAACACUAUUUGACGAUGAUGAUUAAUAACAAUAACCCUAGACGGAUUUUCUUUAUUAAAAUAAAGUAACUUUGAAUUAAAGGAUCACUUGUACAAGUUGGUUCAUGCACGUGCACCGGAAGUGGGCAGUACGUUCACUGUGACUGUCUGCGCGUGCAGCUCGGACCUACUUCUCCGCGCGCUCGUGUGUCGGAGCAGCUCGAGACGCAGAUGAUCGGUUCGGUGACUUCCGGAGACGAGAGGCCGAAGUGACACGUGACUCUGUUAUUGUUUGUUUGUUUGUCAUCAACAACGUCCACGCGCCUGCUGCCGCUCCGCGCGCUCCUCCUGUGGCGGCGGACACGAUGCUCGCGCUCGCCUUCACGUGCACGGCGCUUCUCGUGCUCGUGCUCUGUGGAUCGAUUCAUUCCGACAGAUCAGCGCCCCUCCUGAUCACGGAGAACAUGUGGCCCCGCGGCUGUGUCCUGGACUGCCAGAGGGGGCGCCACCGAGCCGUGUGCGGCAGUAACGGCAGGUUGUAUAAAUCGAUGUGCGCCUUCCAGAGGGCGCAGUGCAUCAACACACAUCUACGUCUGGCUCCACGCGCACACUGCUCAGAUCGGACUCAGUCUAAAUGUCAGCUGGCUCGGGUUCAGGCGCUGGAGGCCAACACCCGCGGCAGCGGCAGCAGCAGCAGCAGCAGCAGUAGUCUUGUCAGUCAUGUCAGUCAUGUCAGUCAUGUCAGUGCUGCAGCUGCCAUGUUUGUUCCCGAGUGUCACCCCGACGGUCACUUCCUGCCAGUGCAGUGUCACAACCAGACCGGAUACUGUUGGUGCUCCACCCCGGACGGGAAACCUCUCAGCGGGACGUCCGUCCUCCACCUCAUCCCCAGCUGCUCCGAUCAUUUCCUCAAGAUGGAUCCAAUUAAAGAUGAAGCUGACGAACCGGGGCCGACGCUGGACCCCAGGAAACCUGCAGAGCUCACGGCUCCGCCCAUCUGGGUGACCAUCCUGAUGAACUCCGUCAGACGGCCCACAGACAGUCCUCAGACUUGUGAGCGUGAGCGAGCGGCGCUCCUCUCUCAGAUGCUUUCAGCCUGGCAGGAGGAGCGUUUUAUCCCAGAAUGCACUGCAGACGGCCGCUACAGCGCCGUGCAGUGUCACACUGCGACAGGUUACUGCUGGUGUGUGCGGGUCGAGAGCGGGCGGCCACUGUCAGGCACCUCUGCAAGGAAUCGUAUCCCAGACUGCACCGGGGCAGAGGAGGCUCCAGACAGAACCGACCGGAGGUUCAGGGACAAACCUCUGCCUGGAUGUCCUGGAGCUCGUAAGGAGCAGUUCCUGCAGAGUCUGAUCACAGCGCUGCAGCUGGAAGCAAAGCAUGCUGGGAGUCUGAGUCCCGACCAGGCUGCAAACACACCUCCUUCUAGUGCUCCCUCUCUUUUAUCAAACCCUCCAUCCUCCUCAUCACCCUCCUCCUCCUCCUCACCCCUGAACGUCGCUCCCGCUGCUGCCCCGGAGGCUGCGGACUCCUGCCCAGAGGAGGUGCUGCAGUGGCAUUUCACUCGGCUGGACGUGGACUCCAGUGGCGCUGCUGAGCGCCGAGGCUCGACCUGCUCAGUUCCUACGAGGUUGAAGCCGCGACGCUGCGCCAAGAAGUUCGUUCAGUACUGUGACAGAGACGGAGACCGAGGCCUGACGCUGGAGGAGCUGAGGGUCUGCCUGGUGCUCUGAGGUCGAAGAGACAAAUCACCCGAUGCCAAAGGUCGUUUCCUCUCCCUCCUCUUCAUCAAGUCACCGAAACGUCAUCCUUCACUUCCAGCUCGGAUUAACAGCUGAUCUUCAUCCAUCAUCUUCAUCACAGGAUGUUUUUCACUCGUCUUCCUUUUAUCGGUGUUACAGAUUCAUCAUUGUCGCUGCAAAGGUUCAACAUGACGAUCUACAUCCUGUCUCAUGUCACAAACUGUAUCUGUGUGGUCACAACACUUCUAAUUCAACUUUCAAGUAUUUAUUUCACACCUUGGUGAUAUUUGUUUGUGUUCAUGUGUUCAUUUGUGUCACUGAUGUUUCCGUCCCUCCUUCUCUGAAUCCGUCCCUUCUUUCCUGUCCUUCACCCUCCCUUCCUGUCUUUCCUGCCUCCUUCUGCACAACCCCUUCCAUAAACUCACUCGUCCUUGCUCCUUUCCUUCCUUUUCUUGACUCCUACCUCCUCCUCUCGGUUGCUUCUUCUGUGACAUCACUUCCUCUCUUCAGCCGUAAAGACUUUGAGGGGCGUCAGCAGUAAGUCUGAGGUCUCAGGACCUUCAUGCACACGGCGUCAUUUCAUCAUGAGGAGAAACCCAAACAUCAGUAAAUGAGGUUUUCAUCUCUUUAGUUAAACUUCAGACAGAAACUUUGUGUUUAUGAAACAGACGUUUAUUAAAUGAUCAAGGUUCAAACUUCCUCUAAUUCUGUUAUUUGAUUUUGACCUUUGACCUCAGAUCAUUUCUGUGACAAACCACUAUUGUUCGCCCCCACCCCAGGGUGUCAUCAGUCUGAUAGUAAACACAGCGCCCCCUGCGGUCUGUAGGGUCACAGGGUCAUGACGACACCUCAGGUACAGUGUAGACUGUAGAAUUACCCACAGUUCAUAGCGUCGUGAGUAACAAACCAAAUGACAACCAACCUGAACUUUGACAAGAACCUACAUGUUUUCAUCUCAGUAUAAACAAAGAGCAGUACAUGUUCUGUAAAGUACUUUGAUUGGUCAUCAAGACUAGAAAACCUCGAGAUAGAUACUCACUAUUUGUCAUAUUUUAUUUAGUUUUUCUGAAAAUGAAGUAAAUGAAUGAUCGUCCACUGUCUGGACAUCAGCUGUCAGUCAGUCUGUCCCUCCAGCGUUUUGUUCACGGACAAAGUAAAUAACUUCAGAUUAAAUUCCCUAACUUGACAAAUCACUCCACGUACUUUGGUGUCGUCAUGUUCUAACGUGGAGACAACUUUCUGUUCCUCCUCCUCCUCCAGUCUCAGUUCUUCCCUUAAUCCUUCCUCCUCCUCCUCCUCUUCAUCCCUUCUUUGUCUCUGUUGUAAAUAUUUGUUUCCCAUAUUGUAACACAUAUUUCCAGUUGAGUGGUAACAAACAGUUCUGAUCAUUUGUUUUAUACUUUAUAUUUGAGACACUUCAGAGUUUGUUUACUGACGCGAUGACUUGAGUCGUCUGUAGUUUCCUGUUUUUGAUGCAACGUCCUGAUUUUUGUAAAUGUGAUUUUAAUGAAA
Messenger RNA from Hippoglossus stenolepis (Pacific halibut), 3886 nucleotides. RefSeq names its product SPARC-related modular calcium-binding protein 1. Gene Ontology annotation, molecular function: protein binding; extracellular matrix binding; heparin binding. The record is from RefSeq and is a predicted model, not a curated record. Gene Ontology annotation, cellular component: basement membrane. NCBI's taxonomy places the organism in Eukaryota, Metazoa, Chordata, Actinopteri, Pleuronectiformes, Pleuronectidae. Gene Ontology annotation, biological process: extracellular matrix organization.